Solanum verrucosum is the source of this 1464-nucleotide messenger RNA. Its product is annotated as serine/threonine-protein kinase D6PKL2-like. Gene Ontology annotation, molecular function: ATP binding; protein serine/threonine kinase activity. Lineage: Eukaryota; Viridiplantae; Streptophyta; Magnoliopsida; Solanales; Solanaceae. The record is from RefSeq and is a predicted model, not a curated record. Gene Ontology annotation, biological process: protein phosphorylation. The coding region runs from base 53 to 1429 and encodes 458 amino acids. The transcript is spliced from 2 exons. Gene Ontology annotation, cellular component: nucleus; cytoplasm; plasma membrane.
UUUCCAUCAAUCUUAUUUACCUUCAAUCUACAACAUUUUCUCUCAAAAAACCAUGUUAACAUCUCCGGUCCACGAUGACACGACCAUCUCCUCAGCGUCUGCAGCUGUCAGCUCGACCACGUUAGAGGUAGGAGAAGGAGAAGUUCGUGUUAGCGUGGACAUGGAGGUGGAAACAAACAUGUACAAUGUUCAUACCUCAUUUUCAUCCUCUACUAAGCCCCAUGCAACGUCUAGUGAUCCAUGCUGGAACGUCAUGCAAUCAGAAGUCUCGAGUUUGAGUCUGGACGAUUUUUGCUUCAUUAGGAAACUUGGGAGUGGUGACAUUGGUUCUGUGUAUCUUGUUGAGUUGAAGGGUAAUAAUAAAGGGUGUUUGUUUGCAGCUAAAGUGAUGGAUAAAGAGGAAUUGAUUAGUAGGAGUAAAGAAGGUAGAGCAGGGACAGAAAGGGAAAUAUUGGAAAUGUUGGAUCAUCCUUUUUUGCCUACACUUUACACUACUUUGGAUACUGAUAAAUGGUCUCUUUUGUUGACUGAAUUUUGUCCUGGUGGUGAUCUUCAUGUUCUCCGGCAACGGCUGCCGGAAAAGAGAUUCGAUGAAGCCGCGGUCCGGUUUUACACAUCAGAAGUUGUGGUUGCUUUAGAGUAUCUACAUAUGAUGGGAAUAAUUUAUCGUGAUUUAAAGCCAGAAAAUGUGUUAGUAAGAUCAGAUGGUCAUAUUAUGUUAACUGAUUUUGAUCUUUCACUAAAAUGUGAUGAUUUAGUAAUGCCUCAACUUGUUCAUGAUGAGGGUACUAGUCCAAAUUACAUACAUUAUAAUAAUUCAAAUGAUCAUAAUUCGCCUUCGUAUAAUUCAUCGUCACCGUGCAUCUUGCCUAAUUGUAUCGUGCCACAGUACGUCUCGUGUUGGUACUCUAAGCACAUGAGAAGACGAAGAAGAAGAGGAAGAGGAGGAACGAGUACUGAGAGACCCUUGAGGUUGAUAGCUGAGCCGAUUGAGGCUCGAUCGAUGUCGUUUGUCGGGACCCACGAGUACUUGGCCCCGGAGAUCGUGUCGGGGGAAGGACAUGGUAAUGCGGUGGAUUGGUGGACGCUAGGGAUUUUCAUGUACGAGUUACUUUAUGGUGUGACACCUUUUAGAGGACUUGAUAAUGAGUUCACCCUAUCAAACAUCGUGGCUCGAGCCUUUGAGUUCCCUAAAGAGCCAUUGGUCCCAAACAUGGCUAAGGACUUGAUCACACAACUUUUGGUCAAGGACCCCACCAUGAGAAUGGGGUCCAUGAUGGGGGCCACAACAAUAAAACAACAUCCUUUCUUUGAUGGUGUGAAUUGGGCACUAUUAAGAUGUACAACCCCACCUCAUAUUCCAACAAAUUUCAAUAGUACUAGAGACUUUGUCUCAGCUUAUGAUGAUGAUUAUGUAGAUUAUUAUUAAUUUCGAGUAUCGAUUAUAGUCAUUUUUAUACUAUC